AUGUCGACCCUUGAUGUUCAAAGAACAUCAAACAAAAUCAACCUUGUCGAAGCCAGCAUAGAGGAACUGCUUCAUACUUUGAAUGUCCGUGCGAUAUCCAGCGUGCAGCUUGUCUCACUCUACCUACACCGAAUUGGAUACUACGAUUGUCGUGGCCCUUCGCUGAACUCAGUUUGUGUUCUGAAUCCAAAUGCAUUCCACGAGGCCCAAGAAUCAGAUGACUAUCGAGCAAGUGGUCUGCCACCAAGGCCUUUGGAAGGCAUUCCAUUCACAGUGAAGGACAGUUUCAAGGUCAAAGGCAUGACCGUAGCCGCCGGGUCGCCUGCAUUUAGCGACCUAGUCGCCUCGGACGACGCAGCAAUUGUAUCUCUCCUUCGCGAGGCCGGAGCCAUACUAAUAGGCAAGACCAAUAUGCCGGCAAUGGCUGAUGGUGGGGGACAACGAGGACUUUAUGGCAGGGCAGAAAGCCCCUACAACCCCACAUAUUCAACUACGGCCUAUGCAUCUGGCUCUUCAAAUGGGUCUGGCACAUCAACAGCUGCAAGCUUCGCCGCCUUUGGACUUGCUGGCGAAACUGUUUCUUCGGGAAGGGCGCCGGCAUCGAAUAAUGCGCUUAUUGGAUACUCGCCGUCUCGGGGGUUGAUACCGAAUAGGGGCCAAUGGCCUCUGUACCCAACCUGCGAUGUUAUUGUCCCUCACACGCGAAAAAUGAAAGAUCUAUUUGUGCUCCUGGAUGUCAUAGUAGCUGAUGAUAAGAUUUCAGGAGAAGGGGUUGACUUCUGGAGGAACCAACAAUUCGUUCCGAUUCCUCAUGCUUCGGACGUUCGACCUGUCAGCUUCAACUCUUUAGCGGAUCCGUAUUCACUGGUCGGGAAACGUGUUGCUGUUCCCAGGUGUUUUAUCGGUAUUCAAUCUGCAAAGCCGUUUUAUGUCUGCACGGAAUCUGUGCAAAGGCUUUGGAAGAAAACACGUGCGACGCUGGAAGGUCUUGGAGCGACAGUCAUUGAGUCCGAUUUCCCCUUCCUCGAGCAGUAUACCAAAAAGGACUUCCCGGGGCAAAGUUGCAAUGUGCCCGGGAUGCCCAGUGACUGGAAUAGCGUUGAGCGCUGUCAAAUGAUCGCCACUGCCUGGGAUGACUUCCUCCGACAGAACAAAGACCCGAAUUGCUCAAGCCUUCCUGAGUCUGACCCUGACAAGAUCCAUCCACACAUCGCACCGAUGGAUGAUCCGAUAAGAUUUACCGAGACACAUAACCAAGUUCGUUAUUCUGACAUGAUUGAGUUUGUCAAGAAUCGAACAAAUUCAGUCGAUACCCUUCCUGGUACAAAAGAAGCUAUCCAGUCAUUGGAAAAUAUGCGGAAGAGAGAAUUCGAGGAUUGGAUGGAUUCUAACGACUUUGACCUUCUCGCUUUUCCGACUAACGGAGAUGUUGCGUACGCCAACUGUGAUGAGGAGAUAGAGCCGUUGACCCAUGCUCUACAAGACGGAGUCAAGUAUUCUAACGGUGGGCGAUCUCUCAAGCAUUGCGGUAUCCCUUGCAUCACCGUCCCAAUGGGCACAAUGAAGAGCAAGCGUAUGCCCGUGGGAGUCACAUUUGCAUCAAAAGCUUACGCAGACAACGAUCUCCUUCGCUAUGCAUAUGCAUAUGAAGCGGCAACUCACGCUCGAACUAUUCCUUCGUUGACUCCUCCCUUGCCGACUGACUACAUUUCACUGUCCCCUCUUCCGCAGGCGAAUUUAAUGAAAGCCAGGCCUUUCCUUGAAGUUACGGAAUUGAGAAGUGAGCCAGUAGAGGGGGUGAAGCAGAAUAUUUGCCGUCAUAUCUCGAUGGAAGGCACUGUCUUAUCCAGCGAUCAGAAAAUUGGUGUAUCUUCUGUCAAGAUAUUUGUCAAUGGUGAAGAGUCACCCGUGGAUCAUCUCAGUCACGAGAAAUGGAAAUGGGAAACUACGCUUUCUCGACCUGAACGAGUUGAACGAUUUCCCGAAAUUGGCAAAGUGCCAAAGAAUCAGUUUCUCAUCGUUGUGAUUGCUUCUUUGAAUAAUGGACGGGAUGCGGCCUCGAUGUUCUUGUUAGAUUGA
Penicillium manginii is the source of this 2079-nucleotide messenger RNA. RefSeq names its product amidase family protein. The record is from RefSeq and is a predicted model, not a curated record. Lineage: Eukaryota; Fungi; Ascomycota; Eurotiomycetes; Eurotiales; Aspergillaceae. Bases 1 to 2079 code for a protein of 692 amino acids. The transcript has a single exon.